Dicentrarchus labrax (European seabass) is the source of this 6030-nucleotide messenger RNA. It is a transcript of the gene skida1, whose product is annotated as SKI/DACH domain containing 1. The record is from RefSeq and is a predicted model, not a curated record. Lineage: Eukaryota; Metazoa; Chordata; Actinopteri; Moronidae. The transcript has a single exon. Bases 565 to 3072 code for a protein of 835 amino acids.
CCCUCUCUGUCAUUUUAUUUGUGGCUCAACCAGCAGCCAGAAUAGCAGCUGCAUUUUAGCUCUUAUUCUGUUUCUCUCUGUCUCGGACUCUCUCUCUCUCUCUCUUUCUCCCUCCCCUCCACCCGCACAACUCCCUCUCCCUCUCCCUCCCUCUCUCUCUCUCUCUCUCUCUCUCUCUCCUCGCUAUUUUAUCCCUCUGGCUGAGGCAGUGGUGUACACCUACCCCUCGUCCUGCUGCCGUCCAGAGGGGAGUGGAGCCGGCAGAGGCAGGUAGCAGCAGCCCCGGCUUGGUGGACGCAUCCGUCGCAUUCCUCCACCAUGCCGGACCCGGGCAAGAGGCGACGAGUGGAUGCUGUCGGCUCAUUCAACCUAUUAGACACCGGCAGCUCCAUUUAACUCUGCAUGUCAAAGUUUGCAUUUUCAUGACGCAGCAGCAGCAGUGUGGAUGGAUUAAAGGUAUGAGCAGGAUGCCUUGAGCCCGAGACCCCAUGCCAUUCACUGGUAAAUCCAUAAUAUAGUGAGAGUGACUACAUGGAUUAAUACAUUGGAGCUGAUACAUAAAACAUGGGAGACCUGGAGUGUGGAUUUGAGGAAAUGCAAGGAGUGAGAUUGGGAUACCUGCUCAUCAAAGGCAAGCAAAUGUUUGCUUUGUCUCAGGUCUUCACCGACCUGCUGAAGAACAUCCCUCGGACCACGGUGCACAAGCGCAUGGACCACCUGAAGGUGAAGAAGCACCACUGCGACCUGGAGGAGCUGCGGAAGCUCAAAGCAAUAAACUCAAUAGCUUUCCACGCCGCUAAAUGCACUCUCAUAUCGCGGGAGGACGUGGAGGCUCUGUAUAUCUCCUGCAAGACUGAGCGGGUGUUAAAGUCCAACAAAAGGAAAGCGAAAGCGGUGUGUUCUCCCGGGGGUGAGGAUGCGUCCCCGGGGCUCCUCCGUGCGGACGCCGAGCUGUGGAAGGAAAAAGUUUGGUUUAGUUUGCACGGUGUCCCUGAGACUCUGACGCUUCACAACAAAACCGGCAGGAGGAGAGAGCUGACUCCUUGCCUUACCGACUCCAAACUACCUCAAUUUUACCACAAAACCCACGGACGGGAAUACCGUUCGGUGACAAAGUCCAGUCACAAACACUUUAAAAACUAUGAAACAGCGAAAAUAACAGGGAACCGUGUUACUUUGAGCCAAAGGCACUCGUUUUUCCGGAGCGCGGUGAGCCGGCAGCCGGUGGUGCUUCAGUCCGCCAUAGCUGCUCAGUCCAGGCUCUCGCGCUCAGCCGGCGACCUACUUCACAAAAGGAAGAGGAGGCGCGAGGGGGGCGGCGGCAGGGACAGCGCGAGGCACUCGUGGAGCAGGAGCAGACACGCGCACCAGCACGUACCACCGGUGCUGCUCGUGCAACCCAAGUCAUCCGGCAGUCACGGGACUUCUUUUGGGACUUUUCAACUCGGUCCGGAUUACUAUCUUGACCCCAGACCUCACCAUCAUCACCACCACCAGCAUCACCAUCAUCAUCAUCAUCACCACCAUGAGCCGACUUUCCCGGAGAGUUACAGUAGCGACACCGAGUCCAGCACCUACUCGGACCGGGCGUACCCGGACUCGGACUUCGGGUCCGGCUUCUCCACCACCAGCAACUCCGGGAGCUCGGAGGAGGAAGAGGAGGGCGAGGACGAAGACGACACGCAGUCAGAGAGUUCAGAGGUCAGCUCGGACGAGGAGGAGAGCUCCUCACAGUCCGACUCGAGCUCCGUUUCGAGCCGUGUUUCGGUCCAGAGCAUCCGGUUCAGACGGGCCCGGGUCGGUUCUCUCGCCAAAACUCUCAACACUAGUAAAGCACCUUUGGUCCUGCAGCCCACGUUUCACUACAACAACCAGCAGCAACAAGAGAAACAACACGCACUGGGCCAUGUUGCCACUCCACAGACAGGAGACCUCAGGCAGGAGAAACGCCAGAAAUGUGAAUUUAUAUGCAGUGAAACUAGAAAGGACUCGGGACCCUUACAGCCACCAAAAUUCCACUCAACUGUAGUGGGAGACAGCUUUUUCACCGAGUCCAAAAGGGCGUUUGAGGCUGAUCCAAACAGGACUGACCCCGUGGACGAGCCGGCCCCUUAUUCACCGGAACCCAACCGGAAUAAGACCUUUCACCCCUCACGCAGGACACCGGGGCAUCCCACCAAGUGCCCCCCGGGACUGAGCGCACAGUGUGACCACGACAAGCUCCCCAAAUGCGCCGACAAAAGGGAGGCGAAAGCUGGCAGCCUGAAACUGCCCACUCCACUGAAAAAAAUAAAGACCGAGGCGGAGGAGUCCUGUGUGACCGCCGCCCCCCACUCGGACGGCGACAGGACAGCCUGGACGCCACCCUUCAACCUCCACAAUGUGAAAGUUAAAGUGGAGGAAAGCUGUGAUGAAUAUGAAUACCAGAGCCAGGCCACUGUAGUCAAAUGUAAAGGAGAUAAGGCAGAGAGCAGCAAUGGCCCGUAUCCCAUCAAACAAGGGGACUUUUUCGGGGUCAAAGCCACGGAGAGGAGCCCCGAUGUGCUCCCCAGGUCCCCCUGUGGUCCUCAGGAAUGCUGGAGCACCCAGGACGGCCCAUGCGCGGACGAGGGGGAGCACAGGAACAAAAACUGCAGGGCUCCGGUGCUGGGGAAUAAGAAACCCCGAGUUUCCAGGGCGCAAACAAAACAAAACGUGCCCAGGGUCAACAAGGCUGCGUCUUCUUUUUCGUCUUCUUCUUCCUCCUCUUCCUCUUCCUCUUCAUCCUCCUCCUCUUCUUUUCGUCCCGCGGGCUGCGAGGAAGUAUCCGCGGAGGAUUUACCGAGCAGACGCAAACGCAGCAGCAACGCGAACACUGUAGCAUCGCCUGCUAAAAUGCCUUUCAGCCUCAUGGCAAAUUUCCCAUCCCCGCCGUCGCUGGUUGUUGGCAGCGACGGGGAUUUGUGCCCUGCUUACUCCCUGAACUCGCUGAGGGGCCCCGGGCCUCCCCCUCCGUCCCACCCCGUGUGGAGGUGGCAGCCGGGCGGCCAGAUUCUCCCUCCCCCACACGCUCAGAGAACUAGGAAAUACUGAGCUGGUUUUUUAAAAGCUAAAAAAAAAUCACAAAAACAAAAGCCCCCACCGCGUCAAUCUCCAGACCUAAUCGCAGCCCGAGUCUUAACGUGAGCUCACCGAAUUGCUCGCAACUUUAUCGGCGUUUGUUAUUAUUAUUUUUUUCUUUUUCCCUUUUAUUUUCCCUGUGAAUGGGUUUACAUUCCGCUUUGUUUUGAAGUUUGAUCGAGGAAAACCCACGAGAUCCCCCUUUUUGGAGCCUCAGAAAACGCCCACAGGACUGUGAGACACCGCUCGUGGAUUUACGCUUAAAGGAACUUGUGUUUUACAUAAGCUAUCAGUCCUAAGCAAUAUGUUAGGUUCUCCUUAUUGUGUUUACUUGACUUUUUUUUAUUUUUUAUUAUUAUCAUUAUUUCUUCUUCGCUUUUCUAUGCUCGACCUGUUGGAUUGUAUGGUGCCAGGGUUUCAGUGGUUUGUGCUUUGUCUGAAAGAGGAAAGGGGUAAAAAAAAAAAAAAGAAAAGAAAAGAAAAGAAAAAAAAAGAAAGAAAACCCCACAGCAUUCCUUGAGAUGAGGCUACUCUUAAUCUAUCUGGGACUGCAGAGCAAGCUUGACUUGGUAAAUCACGCAAAAAAAAAAAAUCAGGGUUUCCCAUUCUGUGCCACUUGAUAUAUUUUAUAUAUAUCAGAGCUGUGUUUCCUGUCAUGACUGUCAUACUGAUCAGCUUGGCCACAGUGGCCCAUGUGUCCAAGUGUUCAAUUUUAGAGAAUUAUAAAAAAUAAAAAAAAAGUUUAUUAACGUCCAUCUAUACUCACAGUUACGCCUUUAUUAGAUUUGACAGGAAUGUAUUCCUGGUGAUUGUGGGCUUUUUGUUUGUUUGUUUGUUCCUGGAGUCCUUGUGAUCUGAUUUCCAGUCUUGUUUUUAUUUCUGCUGAGUAUUUCCUGGUCUUCAAACGUGUGAGUUUGCACAGACGCAGGCCCAGACACAACACAGGCCUUAUGUACAGACAAUCAAACAGAAUAAGGCUCAGACCUUCAUAGCACGUUAGUUCCCACGACAGAAUCAGAUUCACGUCCCUCCUGGUCCACGUUGCCACCGAUUUCUUCUGCACACCAUAUUUGUGCCAGGGGGAGUCUGCAUUUGCGUUUAGAGCACGAACAUUGGUCAAAAAUAUAUAUAUACAAAACACAACAACAUUGUCCAAGAAAGGCUCUUGGGUGGGAUGUGAUUGAGGAGUCACCGUGGGGGCAGAACAACACCAAAACAGCGUGAAACACCUUCUAGCUACUCUGGCUACUCAGAAACAAUGCGACAAAGCACAAGAGAUAGGCUUAAAUGCAUUGCACUUUGAUACUGUUGGGGGGUCUGGUUUCAGCUUUAGGGUUUUCUGACCAGCCUGUGAAAUGAUGUCUGAGAUGCUGAUAGAAAGAAAAAUUGACUUGGAUGCAGACACAAAGGCCAAACUGCAUUCAUUCGACUGCUAUUUGAAUAUUUAGGAUUCACCCAUAUGUGAGUGUCUAACCAUGCCAUUUGCUGAUUUCCUAUAAUUUAAUAAUAUGCUAAUUUCCGUGAAACCACUGUUGUUCAUUAUUCUAUUUUUAGUUGGAGUCAUCUGUCUCUAUCUGGGCUAGAAAAAAAACGCCAAUUAUUUGCUAUUAUUGGCCCAAAAUACAAUCAGCUUUUAAAAUAUUGCUCCCUUUAUUUGUCACCAUUUUUAAUGUAGGCUUUUGAAUAUGGCCGCUCAGUGAAUGUAGUAUACCCCAGACCUGUUUCAUUUAGCCCCUAAAUUCAGUAGUAGCUAUAGUGUGCACACCUUCUUCUUUUUUUUUUUAAGGACAAAUAAAUCAAGUGGUUGAAGUCGCACCUACACGUAGGUAUUUUAAGUAAAUGUGUAGAUGUUUUUUAAUGGCAGUUCAGGACGCGCUCUGCUAAUUGGCAGGCUUUUCUGUCUGCGACAAAGAGAGGCCCAGCUUAUGGCGAGCCAGAUCACAACAAACCCAAAGCCCGUGAAUGAUGUCAGCCCCCUCACAAGCACAGCAAAGGGUGCAUUCAUUCAGAGGAUUGUAGAAACUAUUUAAUGGGUGAUUGUUAAAAAAAGAGGGAAAAAAAUGUACAAAAAAGUGAGUUUCACUCUGUCUAAAUCAGUGUGGAUACAUAUGGUAGAUGUUUUAGCCAUGUGAUUAAAGCACUGCUCUGCAGUCAUGAAGCCCCAGUUCACCGUGGGCCUUAAUUCUGAGCCUGGAUGAGACAAUUCAAACUUGAACUUAUAUAUUCUCAGCCUGUGAACUGACUAUUUUUGGAAGCCAUGACACGAGCUGGUAUAUGGGCAGGCUAGCAGUAAAACGGAGGGGGUUGCACAGGGUUUGAGGGGGGGUUGCUGUGUUGCAAGAGCGAAGCUUUCAACCUUUAAUCCGCAUGUCAAAAGCAUAGGCUGCACAGGCAUAGGAAGAAGAGGAAUCGCCUGCGCCCAAAGCAGUGCGGGUUUGCCCCCCUGACGCACCAGCCUAUUCUCACGCAGCGCUCACAAUGCGCGGCUGAGGGACGGAGAUGGUGGUAAUGGCCUGUUGGGAGGGCCUUUCCACCGCUAAGACAAAUAGCUCUCUGACAGUGACGCUAUCAAUGUAAACAAUUGCAUCGUGCAGCAGCUAGAGGCUGCGUGCACACUCUCCCCCCUUCCUCCUCCUCCUCCUCCUCCUCCUCACUUCCCUGCCCUCCUCAUUCACUCAUUUACUUCGCUUUUUUGAUACAAUACUUGAGGUCAGGUUUUUGACAUGGAAUUUGAAGUCACUGGUUGUUUAUCUGAAACUGAAUAUUUAUUUUUGUGAAUUUUUCUGGGGUUUUCUUGUAUAUUGAUUUCUUUUUGUUGUGAAUAUAUAUAGGACAACUGCACUCGAAAUGGAAACUUGAACGGUGGAUUUCUGAAGCACUUUCCCUUUCUUUUUUAAUUAUGAAGCAUUCAUUAAACGCGACUGAGUGUAA